Messenger RNA from Juglans regia (Persian walnut), 1491 nucleotides. RefSeq lists its product as uncharacterized. The transcript is spliced from 3 exons. The record is from RefSeq and is a predicted model, not a curated record. Bases 1 to 1491 code for a protein of 496 amino acids. NCBI's taxonomy places the organism in Eukaryota, Viridiplantae, Streptophyta, Magnoliopsida, Fagales, Juglandaceae.
AUGUAUAAAGAUUUGAUUCGAUGCUGCCCUCAACACGGAUUGCCGAAUUGGUUGCAAGUUCAGAUGUUCUACAAUGGGUUAAAUGGGCAAACUCGAACCAUAGUUGAUGUUGCUGCUAGUGGAACUUUGAUGUCAAAGACAGUUGAGGAAUAUGUUGCAGCUACAAGUAUGACAAUUCCGAGUAAUGAAGAGAGUCAAGAACAAGUACAAUACAUCAACAAUUGGAACUACAACUAUUGUGGUAAUCCUAUGCCAAAUUAUUACUAUCCAGGGCUUCAAAAUCAUGAGAAUUUGUCUUAUAGAAAUACAAAGAAUGUGUUGCAACCUCAACCUCCUCCAGGAUUUGAUAGUCAAUCAAGCGAAAAGAAGAUAUCACUUGAGGAUGCCAUGGUUUCCUUUGUUCAGGAGACAAAUGUAAGGUUUAAAAAGACUGAUUCACGGUUGGACAACAUUGAGACUCAUUGUAGCAACAUGGGAGCCACUAUCAAGAAUCUUGAAGUGCAAAUUGGGCAACUAGCCAAGACCAUCAAUUCCCAACAAAGAGGAACUUUUCCUAGCAACAUAGAAAUGAAUCCAAAUGAGCAAUACAAGGCCAUCACACUUAGGAGUGGAAGAGAAAUUGAGAGAUCACCAUCAAAGGAAACCAAUUCCACCCUACAGCUGAAAAUAAUGGCCAAAGCAAAAAUAAAGUUGAAGAAGAGGACGAUACACCAAGAGAGAUUGACAAAUGCUUUGGAACAAAUGCCAAACUAUGUCAAAUUCCUGAAGGAUACCAUUUCCAAGAAGAGAAGGUUGAAGGAGUUUGGAACAAUGAAGCUUUCUGAAGAAUGUAGUACUAUUCUUCAAAAGAAAUUACCUCAAAAGUUAAAAGAUCCAGGGAGUUUCACUUUGCCUUGCACUAUUGGGAAUUCAUUUUUUGAUAAAGUUUUAUGUGAUCUUGGGACUAGCAUUAAUCUUAUGCCACUUUCUGUUUGCAGGAAAUUGGGACUUGGAGAGUUAAAACAAACAACCAUUUCUUUGCAACUAGCAAAUCAAUCUAUCAAGUAUCCACAUAGAAUCAUAGAAGAUGUAUUGGUAAAGGUGGAUAAAUUUAUUUUUCCUGCUGAUUUUGUGGUGUUAGAUAUGGAAGAAGACCAAGAAGUCCCACUAAUUCUUGGCUACGGAAUGGCUUUAAUUGAUGUUCAAAAUGGUGAGUUAACAUUGAGAGUAAACAAGGAAGAGGUUGUGUUCAACAUCUAUCAAGCCAUGAGAUUUCUAGAAGAUCCGAGUAUUUGCUUUUUGGUAGAUGUCAUUAAGAAAUGUGUAGAAGAAGCAUUUGAGGAAGAUGUACCAACUGAUCAUCUCGAACGAUGCAUCACCACUUCAUCUCAUACUUAUGAUUUUAAUAACUCUACUAUUUAUGAAUAUGAUUUACCUUUUGUUAGUGAAGAAUUUCUCCACUAUGUAUUUGCCUUGGGAGCCUUGCAGCAGGUUAGAGCUGCAAGGCUCUGA